AUGUUGUUGACUGCAUUGCCAUUGCUAGCAGCCUUCGUCACAGCGACCGAAAGACCAGCGGCGACGACCUCUAACAACAUCACAUUCUACGGGGGCCAUAAACAGCGUGUGGAGAGCUUCCUGGGCAUUCGCUUCGCACACGAUACAAGUGGGAGCCGCCGCUUCAAACCACCGAUCAAGUUCGAAUAUCUCCCCGGCAGCGACGUCUACGCAACCAGAAUCGGCCCUGCGUGUCCACAGCCUCCUAACCCCAACAUCUCAGAGGAUUGCCUGCGCUUGAAUGUCUUUCGACCAAAUGGCACGACGUCGACAUCGAAACUCCCCGUCAUGGUCUACUUGCACGGGGGGUCCUUUGUUGCCGGAUCCAAGGACGACCCGAUGACCCAGCCGGGUGGACUCAUCUUGCAAAGCGUGCAAAAUGGACACUCGGUCAUGCACGUCUCGAUGAACUACCGGCUAGGAGUUUUCGGGUUCGCGCAGUCGCACGCCCUCAAGAAGGAGCGAUCGGAAAAUGCGGGCCUCCGCGAUCAGCGGCUCGCCUCGGAAUGGGUCAUGGAGAACAUUCGUGCCUUUGGGGGUGACUCUUCCCCAUCAAAUCCUGAAAGCGAAAGUAUUGGAGACGCUGAUGGUAAUCGUCUUGGUGACCCCGACAACGUCACCAUACAUGGCCAAUCAUCAGGAGGACUAUCCGUGGGAAUGCAGAUACUGGCCUUUGGCGGAGCCAAAUCGCAGUUGUUCCACCGAGGGAUAGCACAGAGUCAGGCAUUGGAGAAUGGAAUUACUGGGAACUUUACGCGCAACCCCAUGCAAAAAGUGGCAGACGGGACAGGCUGCAACACGACGGACCUCCAAUCGGCCGACACAAUUACGUGUCUCCGUAAAUUAAGCAUGGAUGAAUUGCUCAGAGCAGAGAAUAAUUCGCUUGGAGCAAGUCCUGGGGACAAUCUUGGAGAUGAAUGGCUGCCCGUCGUUGACGGUGAUUUCCUGCCGGCCGCCCCAUCCAACUUGAUUGCCACCGGUCAAUUCUACAACAUCUCUAUGAUCGCGGGUUGGUGCCAGGACGAUGCGAAUCAAUUCGUCGACUUUUUCCGAGCCUAUCUGCCGGGUUUCACCACGGAGAACCUGGACAAUCUGCUUGCUUUGUAUCCAAUUUCGGAACUCCAGGCGGCGUACUUCCCAAAUGGAUCCCUCGAACAGCCUUCCGAGCUCUGUAGAGCCGGGAGAAUUGUUCGGGACAUUUUGUUUGUGUGUCAAGCUGUGAACCUCGGCGCAGGACUCCAUAAAGCCGGAAACAAGGUCUACUUCUAUGACCAAAAUCAGACGAUGCUCACCCCACUGCUCGAAUCCGAAGGACAGUACGGGUACGGAGUAGUCCACACUUCAGAACUCGCGUACGUGUUUGGCAACCUGUCGUACUACGAGUUUCCCGGCAUCCCAUACCACCCGACCACAUCAGACUUUGCUCUGCGCGACCGCGAAAGCAGGACGUGGAGCUCCUUCGCAAGACGAGAACAUGGCAUUUAUGUCAUCGGCGGGCCCAACGAAGGCUACGCAGGCCUGACUGACGGUAACCCAGCCUCGCAGCGAGCCGUCUCGGGGCAAAGGAUAAGAGAACGCUGUGCCUUUCUGAAUUCGCCCGAGAUCGUCAGGCAACAGCUUUACUAA
Molecule: messenger RNA, 1665 nt
Organism: Zasmidium cellare ATCC 36951
Lineage: Eukaryota; Fungi; Ascomycota; Dothideomycetes; Mycosphaerellales; Mycosphaerellaceae
Exons: 10
Coding region: 1-1665 (554 amino acids)
Source: RefSeq, a predicted model, not a curated record